GCGGUAUUUUUAGUCUAUUUCUUUAUAAACCUAACUCUUUUUCUGUAAAAUAUUGAAAUUUCUGGCUUCAGUUGUCAUUGAUCGUGAUUUUGCAGUCGUCUGUGAUGUAACAAGUGAAAAUUUGAGYGUGAAAAAGUUGUUUAGCUAUUCUACUCGAAAACAAAAUGUCUGCCACGAAGACACAUAAAUGGUACGAAGACUACRUCCCGAAGGAUCAGCUCGUUCAUCUGAUUGCAGGAGGAAUAGCUGGUGGGGUGUCAAGGACUUGUGUUUCUCCUUUAGAACGUGUGAAAAUGUUAUUGCAAAUUCAAGUUUCAAGUCAAUCUAAAUACUCUGGUGUUGGAGGAACCCUUGCCACAAUCUACAAGAACGAAGGACUCAUCGGUUAUUUCAAGGGUAAUGGUACCAAUAUUGUUCGUAUUGUUCCGUACACUGCUGUACAGUUUGCAGCCUACGAGGAAUUCAAAAAGCUUCUUAAAAUUCCUGAAGACACAAGAGAGCARCAUCCCAUAAUGCGUCUUGUUGCAGGUGCAAUGGCUGGCAUAGUGUCAGCCACCGCUACAUAUCCACUUGACUUAAUAAGAACCAGGCUUGCAUGUCAAGGUGAAGGUGCAGAGCGUAAAUACAGAAACAUCCGUCAUGCAUUUGUCACCAUCUUGAAAGAAGAAGGCGGUCUCUUUAGCAAUUGUCUCUUCAAAGGAAUAGGACCAACACUUAUUGGUAUAGCUCCCUAUAUUGGGUUAAACUUCAUGGUGUACGAGUCUCUAAAAGGGUUCUGUUUAACAUACUAUCUUGCCGAGGCCGCUGGUCACAAGCUAAGGGUUUUACAUCACGAUAAAGACCUUCCUGUUACAGCUAAACUUGUCUGUGGAGCUGUUGCUGGAGCUGUAGCACAGUCAGGAACGUAUCCCCUUGAUGUAGUUAGAAGGCGAAUGCAAAUGGAAGGGGCUGCACAAGGCUUGUUUAARUAUAAUUCUACUUGGGAUGCGUUUAAAGUCAUUGUACGAUCAGAAGGGUUUGUUGGACUAUAUAAAGGAAUGUGGCCCAACCUACUCAAGGUGGCACCAACCAUUGGCAUUCAGUUUGCCAUCUAUGAACUUAGUAAAUCAUUCCUAAUGUCUACAAUAGAGGACUGAACAAAAGAAUUCUAUCUUAGGUUUACAUUAUAUAUACUUUCUGGUAUAGUAGUUUCCUUCGCAUGUUUGAACCGUAAUUCUUCGUGGAGGCAAUAAACCAGUACCAGGAAAGGUUUCAGAAGGCAGUACUUUACAUUUCCCAUCCGAACUAACCGGCCAGACAGGUCCAUUUCAAAGUAAUUUUAAAAGACUAUUUGUCGGGAGUGUCAGUCCAUUACUUCCCAUUAGACCCACUGGGUCAAAUUAGUAUUUGAUUCUUUUGGCUUAUAGCAUUGAUGAGAGAGAUUGAUUUAGGUCUGGUCCGCUAGGUUUGACUAAUAUAUAUUGAGAAUGUCCUCAACUACCAUUUUAUUGUUUAUUCUAAAUUUCCAGACGGGAAAAUAUAUAAUAUCUUAGGCUAAAGUUAAACUUCUAGCUAUAAAGUGUAAUCUUGAGCCCAUAACUUAGAUGUAAAUGAUAUUAAAUUAUUAUUAAAAGAAUUAAUAACUUUU
Messenger RNA from Exaiptasia diaphana, 1627 nucleotides. Its product is annotated as mitochondrial adenine nucleotide transporter ADNT1. The coding region runs from base 165 to 1136 and encodes 323 amino acids. The transcript has 10 exons. The record is from RefSeq and is a predicted model, not a curated record. Gene Ontology annotation, cellular component: mitochondrial inner membrane. Gene Ontology annotation, biological process: transmembrane transport. NCBI's taxonomy places the organism in Eukaryota, Metazoa, Cnidaria, Anthozoa, Actiniaria, Aiptasiidae.